Molecule: messenger RNA, 1873 nt
Organism: Megalops cyprinoides (Indo-Pacific tarpon)
Lineage: Eukaryota; Metazoa; Chordata; Actinopteri; Elopiformes; Megalopidae
Product: protein tyrosine phosphatase type IVA 2-like
Exons: 6
Coding region: 741-1235 (164 amino acids)
Biological process (GO): protein dephosphorylation
Cellular component (GO): nucleus
Molecular function (GO): protein tyrosine phosphatase activity
Source: RefSeq, a predicted model, not a curated record
UCUACGCCGUACGAUAGGAAGGAACAAAAAAAAGAGAGAAACAGCGGUUAUUGACAUCCAUCCACUUUCUCCGGGAUUGUAACGGGAUUUCAAUGAACAGCCUGCUCUUUUGUUUCUGUGUUGAUUUGGGCCGCACAUUUAUGGCGUUUGCGAGCGUCAGCGGAGACUUCUGCCAGGCACAGCACCUCGUCUUCGUGGACAAGUGAACCGGCGGCCCCCCACUCAGAGACUACGCUACCCAGAAGCCCCCCUGAAGCACACUGGCACUGAGUCUGCUUUGUUCCUACUGCCCCACUGGGAUCACGUGUAGUCCGUGGCUUAAACUCCCCUGUGCAGGCAUUAAAAGCAUCCCAUAACCUGACUGCUACCUUACUCUCACUUCAGCCAGUCAGAACACCUCUCUGAAUGGGGUAAUCUGCUGUAAUUGUCUGAUUGGAUGUCUGAAGGAUAGUCCCCCAUAUUUUCCUUUCUUUUUUCUUUUUUUUCUCCCAGGGGUUGUGGACUAGAUAACCCCUCAUUUAUUCUUUUUAAUAUUCCUUUAGUUCAAAUUCUGUUGCCAUUCUUUUGCCAUCUUGUAAUUUAACAUUUUUUUUUAUUUAAGUUUAUUAUUAUUUCUACUCAAAACCUCACUGGGAUCUGAGCCAAAGUCUUUUAUAAUUCUGUAAUUUUUUGCAGCCUCUUUGUUUUUGAGGGGGGCUUUUUUUCUGGAGUAUUUUGUAUUUUUCAUUUAAACUGCCAAGAUGAACCGUCCUGCCCCCGUCGAGAUAACGUAUGAAAGCAUGAGGUUCCUGAUCACCCACAACCCCACCAAUGCACAGCUCGGCAAGUUCACUGAGGAGCUGAAGAGGUUUGGGGUGCAGACGCUGGUGCGGGUGUGCGAUGCCACCUAUGACAAGGCUCCGGUGGAGAAGGAGGGGAUCCAGGUCCUGGAUUGGCCCUUUGAUGACGGUGCCCCACCCCCUAACCAGAUUGUGGAUGAUUGGCUGAACCUGCUGAAAACUAAAUUCCGGGAGGAGCGCGGCUGCUGCAUCGCGGUGCACUGCGUGGCAGGACUGGGCCGAGCCCCUGUGCUGGUGGCCUUAGCCUUAAUCGAAUGUGGGAUGAAGUACGAGGAUGCGGUCCAGUUUAUCCGGCAAAAGAGACGUGGAGCCUUCAACUCCAAACAGCUACUUUACCUCGAGAAAUACCGACCCAAGAUGCGUCUCCGCAACGGUCAUAACUGCUGCGUUCAGUAGAGGGUCGCUCAGUUUCCUGGGAGGAGACUAAAAGGAAAACAAAGAAUGCUGUUAGUGAUAAGUCUAAUUGUAAUAAUGAGUCCAGGAUAUUGAUUACAGAAAAAGGGCAGGUCUUUGUGGAUUCACCAGCUGAACAAGAAGGUCAAAGCACACAGAAUGGGCCAUCUCCUGGGCAACAGGGCCAUCUCCUGGGCAACAGAGCCCAGCCAUGAGUUCAGAGCUUAAACACACAAGUCACACCUGGUUACUGGGGGCCCAGCACGGGCCAGGGUUUUUAAACACAAGCACCGCUUGGUGGCCAGCUUCCAAUCAUGGACCAGAGUUUUAACACACAUGUUCUACACGGUCACCAGUGUUCAAUCAUGGGAGAGCUUCUUUUUUAGCACAGAAAAGCUGAACAAUGCUGUAAAGAUCUAUAUGUGUGUAAGCCUCGUUAGUGUCGUGAAGGAUAGCAUUAUGACACUUUUGGUUUUUUUUUUUUUUGGUUUUUUUUUUUUUGUAUUAUGGACGGUCCUGGAUCUGCCGGAGGGUGGAGUGUGUACCCGUUUAUUUCUGUCCACCCUGAAACCCAGUAACACACACACCUGCUCUCACAUGCAAACACACACACGCACGCACAAGCGAACGCUCUCUCUCUG